CGUCAGAGGAGCGUGGCCGCUGCUGCUGCUGCUGCUGCCAGACACCAAAACAGAACGGAGUUAUAUAUAUACCAUGGUGAAUGAGUGUAGCGGACCCUGAUCACCUGAGUAACUAUACAUUACCAUUAAAUCAUCACUAUCAGCAGCCCGAGACUCCAUACUACAGGAACAGCUAUGGUAACAUAGCUCUUUACUAGGAGUACAGUCUGUAACUGGAGGGAACAAUGUUAACCAGGUAGACGUCUCAUUCCUGUCUGGGGAACGUGCAGAGCCUAGUGUGUGGCGAUGGCAUGGCCGGUGUCGAUCAUUUGCCGGGCACUCCGCAAUGUGGGCUUGGUUCUUUUCUACUAUGUCUUCUCAAUAGGAAUCACUUUCUACAACAAGUGGCUCAUGAAGGGUUUCCACUUCCCUUUGUUCAUGACGCUGGUCCACCUCGUGAUAAUAUUUUGCUUGUCGGCUCUGACACGAUGUGCCAUGCAGUGCUGGACACGCAAGCCUAGAGUUACGCUCGGCUGGAAAGAGUACCUGUACAAAGUAGCACCAACAGCACUUGCAACUGCGCUGGACAUUGGACUGUCCAACUGGAGCUUCCUUUUCAUUACUAUCAGUCUAUACACGAUGACAAAGUCUUCCGCUGUGCUUUUCAUUCUGUUGUUCUCCUUGGUCUUUAAAUUAGAGGAACCGAACCCGUUCCUGAUCCUGGUGGUGAUACUUAUAUCAAGUGGUCUGUUCAUGUUCACCCUCAAGUCCACUCAGUUUAACCUGGAGGGCUUUAUCAUGGUUUUACUGGCCUCCUUCAUUGGUGGGAUUCGCUGGACCCUCACUCAAGUCCUUAUGCAGAAAGCAGAGCUGGGGCUUCAGAAUCCAAUUGACACCAUGUAUCACCUACAGCCACUCAUGUUCCUGGGUCUUUUUCCUCUUUUUGUUGUGAAUGAGGGUCUGGGUUUGAGCACCUCAGAGAAGCUGUUCCGGGUGAGUGAGCUGCAGCCGCUGCUCUACUCUCUCCUCACUCUGUCAGUGGGUGGCACCCUGGCGUUUGGACUGGGUUUCUCAGAGUUCCUGCUUGUCUCUCGCACCUCCAGCCUCACACUCUCUAUAGCAGGCAUUUUUAAGGAGGUGUGCACUCUGCUGCUGGCAGUAGGGUUUAUGGGAGAUAAGAUGAGCACAGUGAACUGGCUGGGCUUUGUUGUCUGUCUUGCAGGUAUCUCGCUACAUGUGGGUCUGAAGACGUACUACAGCAAAGGUAAUGGCUCAUCAUUAAGGCCACUGCCAGGAAGAGACAACCCAGAUAUGGAGCUCCCUCUUCUCACAUCCAGAGAGAACGCCUGUGAGAUGGAUGAGGAGGAUGAGGACUAAUCAAAAGGACUAUAAGAGAAUGUCAGCCUCUGGACUCAAUAAGCAAUGGACCAAUGGCAUCCUCACUGACAUAAUUCCCCUGGAUGGUCAUGUUGACUACAGGCUCAGGGAAAGUAGCACAAAAAGUCACAAGGAAGAUAAAAUGCAAAUUAAGCUGUUAUAGGAAAAGACAGACUUGGAUUCCACAAAGCCUGUGAUGUUCCAGGUACAGAGAUGCAAGAAGGAACAUGGCAGAACAUUAGGACCAGGUCUAGGGCUGCAUGAAUGAUUCCUAAAACUGCAAUAUGCAGACAUAAUUUAACAAAUCAUAAAACACUAUGAGCAAACAGCCAUGUGCUUCAUUUCUGUCAGGUACAUUUUACAUAGCAAGGCUUGCAAGCUUGACAAGUGAAAUCCUUUUAAAUGUAGUUGAUAUAUCAUAUAUAGCAUUAUCAUUUGUUACGAUAUUCUAUACAUUUUAUACAACUUGUAGAUUUAAAUUGUCUAGUUUUAAACUAGUUUAUCAUCAGACAACAGAUCUGUAGAUCUGUUUUUUUUUCUUUUUCUUUUUUGAAGCAAACAAACUUAUCUGCUAAUUAAAUGAGAAUGUAAGUCUCAAGAAAGACUUAUAAUGGUUAAAUGUAUCUAUAAAUUAUUUUAAGUCUAAUAAUAAUUAUAUGCCAGUCUUACAGUUGCAAAGCAAAUAUAUGUCACUAUAACGAGAAUUUAAUUUCUUUUGGUAAAAAAACUUAAAUAGGUACAAAUGCCUAGAAAUAAUUGGAACAGUCUUAUAAUAAUGCAAUACUUAUCUAAUGAAAAAAAAGCAAAAUAGGGUUGAUUUCACUUGCCAAGAUAUAUAGGUUUUGCAGUACAAUGCCAUUAGGAAGAUAUUUUUAGGUGCUUUACAGUAUUUCAGCUUAUCUUCUUAUAAUUUACAUAUUUCUAUCAUGCAGCCCUGACCAGGAUUGCAUUCUCCAUUUGCACUCAGGACCAGUUUCCAUGUGGCCUUACGUCUUUCUGUCUUUCUGAGAAUCGACACCUUUUUGACACCUUUACUUUGCAAAGAUGUAAUAAAUCUGUGAGUGAUUUUAUUAUGUACUAAUUAAUAUGGUUGCUGUGAAAUAAAUAAUUCAUUCCAAC
This is a messenger RNA of Astyanax mexicanus (Mexican tetra), 2475 nucleotides long. RefSeq names its product solute carrier family 35 member C2 (gene slc35h1). Gene Ontology annotation, biological process: UDP-glucose transmembrane transport. Gene Ontology annotation, cellular component: Golgi apparatus; endoplasmic reticulum-Golgi intermediate compartment; cis-Golgi network. Gene Ontology annotation, molecular function: antiporter activity. Bases 286 to 1356 code for a protein of 356 amino acids. The transcript is spliced from 10 exons. Lineage: Eukaryota; Metazoa; Chordata; Actinopteri; Characiformes; Acestrorhamphidae. The record is from RefSeq and is a predicted model, not a curated record.